AUGGAUCAAGUUAGCCCGCCAAAAAUGGACGGGCAGCCUCCUUCCGAUGAGCAAAAGGAAGCUGAAAGGUUUGGAGAUAACGCUUCUCUAAAAGCUCAACUGGAACAAAUGUUUGCACCCUUCGAUAAGUCUGGACUUGGAAGAAUUGCUUCUAAAGACCUGUUCAAGAUAAUCGAAGCUUUCGAAUCCGAACAAAAGACUAAUUUGUUGAAAGAUGAAGACCGUACUACUCUUCAAAUGUUCUGCGAACAGAAUCCUGAUAUGGAGGUUUCCGUUGAUGAUGUUCUUCAACUUGUUACUAAACUCAAAACACCUCCAACGAAUGUUACAGCGUCCUUGUCUUCUAGUUCUAAUGUUGUUUCAGAGCAGCCGACCAAAAGUAAGAUCAAAUAUGGUUCUAUACGAUCUGCUUGGAAUCGUCCUUCACCACGUACUUAUAAAAGUAGAGAAGCCUUAACAAUUUCUACUGAAAUAGAUGGGGAAGAAUAUGGCUCUUCGAGUACUAGUGCAACAAACCGUUCCAGAAGAAUGUCGUCUGGAUAUUAUGAUUCUCCCAGCGGCGUGCUGGGCUCUAAUUUCUCAAAACUACAUUAUGAUACAUCCGAUGAUCAUGAAAUGUCAUUCGAGGGAAGUGGCGGAUUUGAUGAUACAGUUUCCCAACUAUUACCUACUAACGAUGAUCCUGCUGUCCAACUCAGCAGAUUAUACCGUCACACUGUUGACCUUACAAAACGACUCAAAGAAUCUGAACGUCAUUUGGCUUCUGUUGCUCGUCAACACGAAGACCGUAUUGAAGAACUUCAGCAUAAGCUGGAAGAGACAAAAGCGGAUCUUGUGGCUAAAAAGCGCGAAAUUCAAGACCAUAAAAAUAAAGAAAAAACAAACCUACAUCAAAUUGCGCAAUUGGAAGGUGAAAUUCAGAUAAUAGCAAAAAAUUUAUCUGGCCAAAUGCAACUCUAUCAUCAAUUAAAAAAACAAUACGAAGAACAACGCGAGGAGGCGGAGAAAUUCAGGGAUCUUGUCAAGAUCAAAGAGGAAGAACUAUUUAAUACGCAACGAAAUCUCAAUGCUAUGUCUUCUGAAGAAAAAAAGUGGUUCGAUGAGCGCGAACGUUUGGAACAUGCAUUAUGUAAAUUAGAACAAGAUUUAACUUCCGCUCAAGCUUCAGAGAUUGAACUCGAAGAACAAAAAAAUGAAAACAUGCAUCUCAAAGAGACAAUUGACAAACUGAAGCUUGACUUGGAUGAAAUACGGAACGUUGGUUCCGGAAAGAAUUUACGUGCUGAGUUGCAUGAUACUGCUCUUGCUUCAAUAUCCGAGGAGCAACAAGGUUCCGAUUCAAACACGGAUGAACUUAGACGAUCAAACAAGGAAUCUCGACCACGUAAAACAAAUGACGAUGAAUCUUUAUACUCGCGACCUGGUGAAGUGGAGAAAUCUAGAGGUGCUGAGGAUCACGUUCGAAGAUCAAACGGUCAAAGACCAGUUCGCCGACAAGCAACAGAUGCAAACAAUUCUCCACGUAACUCUACAGGCAGUAGAGAUGUAGAAUCACAAUAUCAGAUAUUAUCAUCUGAGCUAGGGGUGCAAUAUGCAUUGAUUGAAGGAAUUUUAAGGAAUCGAGAUUUACCUUCUCCACACGAUAGGCGAGAUCGACAGAUACGUAACAGUAUGGAUGGUGAUAGUGCUGAUUUAACAAGGAGAUUAUCACGUCAAACGUCUUCUCGCAAAAAUAGACGGAAAGUAAACCAUGUGUCAGAAAAUGAGCCACCUUCAGAAAGGGCUGAAAAUGCACAAUCAUCCAGGGCUCUUGUCCCACGAAAUAAUGAUAUGAAUGUUGCUCAACGCAAUGCCAUGGUCAACAAUACUGUAACCCUUGCAUUAUAUACUCUGGUUAUCUACUUCUUUGGUAUCAUUACGUCUGUAUUUGUUCUUGAUAAUAAUCAAGGACCAUACUCGUAUAGUGACUGGUUACCUUAUGAGGUCGUUAAGGAUGAUAGUUGGACUGCACGUUCAAUGGAAAUCAUCUUAUACUGGGUUGAGAACCUAUUAAACGAUGGAAAUAUGCGAGUUCCUAC
Messenger RNA from Cetraspora pellucida, 2078 nucleotides. Lineage: Eukaryota; Fungi; Glomeromycota; Glomeromycetes; Diversisporales; Gigasporaceae. The record is from the annotation of a GenBank genome assembly.